Triticum turgidum subsp. durum (durum wheat) is the source of this 717-nucleotide messenger RNA. Lineage: Eukaryota; Viridiplantae; Streptophyta; Magnoliopsida; Poales; Poaceae. The record is from the annotation of a GenBank genome assembly.
AUGGCAAGUAGUAGUUCUUCUGCAGGAGGUGACAAGGUGAAUAAGCUGGUGACCAUCCUGAGCAUCGAUGGCGGCGGUGUGAGAGGGAUCAUCCCAGCCACCGUCCUCGCCUUCCUUGAGAAGGAGCUCCAGAAACUGGACGGGCCGGAUGCUCGGAUCGCGGAUUACUUCGACGUGGUCGCCGGCACCAGCACCGGUGGCCUUUUGACGGUGAUGCUCACGGCGCCGGACAAGGAUGGACGGCCGCUGUUCGAUGCCAAGGAUCUGGCAAAGUUCUACAUCGACGAGUCGCCCAAAAUCUUCUCACAGAAGGACUCAAUCUUCUCCAAGAUCGGCACAGCUCUGGGGAUGGUGACCGGGCCCAAGUACAAUGGCAAGUACCUCCAAUCGUUGCUCCGUCGGCACCUCGGCGCCACCAAGCUGGACGGGGCUCUCACCAGCGUGGUGAUCCCGGCCUUCGAUAUCACCCACCUGCAACCCACCAUCUUCUCCAGCUACCAGCUGAAGAACCAGCCAGCGAAGAACGCGCUCCUGUCAGACAUCGCCAUCGGCACCUCCGCCGCACCCACCUUCUUCCCGGCGCAUUACUUUGAGACCGAAGACGGCAAGGGCGGCACAAGGGCCUUCAACCUCAUUGACGGCGGCGUCGCCGCCAACAACCCUACACUAUGCGAUGAGCCAUGUGGCAGAGGACAUCAUCGUGGCUGGGAACGGUGA